Apis mellifera (honey bee) is the source of this 720-nucleotide messenger RNA. RefSeq lists its product as uncharacterized. The transcript has 2 exons. NCBI's taxonomy places the organism in Eukaryota, Metazoa, Arthropoda, Insecta, Hymenoptera, Apidae. The coding region runs from base 76 to 720 and encodes 214 amino acids. The record is from RefSeq and is marked validated.
GCUUUUAGUUUCGCCCGGGACAUUAGAACCGACGUUCUAACGUGCAACAAUCCGUCCAACAGAGGAUCCGAAAUCAUGUUCAGAUUACUGAUCCCGUGCCUGAUAUGGCUGUCGAGCGUUCGCUCGGAGACGGGCGUGAGCAUGCACAUGGCGGAGGGCAUGAUGGAGGACAAAGCGGCGAUGAAAAGGGAGUCGUACUACAACCCCUGCCCUCCGACAUACGCUCACCCGAUCUCGUACUCACCGCCACCGCAAAUUUACGUGAAACCGUACGUGCAGCAGGCCCCGUUACAGUACAUCCCGAAGCCGAGCAUCACCUACGUGAAACCGUCACCGCCCCCGGUGAUCGUGCCGCCCGUGGUCAAGGCGGCCCCCGUAAUCGUGAAACCGAUCGCCCCUCAGCCGAAAGUGGUUUACCCGAUCUACCACGAGAAACCGAUGAUAUCGUACGCGCCUAUCUACCAGAAGCCCGUCUACUACGCGCCCAUGUACCAGAAGCUCAUGUACCAGGCGCCCAAGGUUUACCUGAAGAAGUACGAAUUGCCGGCGAUCACCCAAGUGAUCGCCCAGAAACCGCACGUCUCCUCCUAUCCGAUCCAGUAUCACGAGCCGAAGGUGGUCCAAGUGCCCGCACCCCAGAUCAAUUACGUGAAGCUCGCCCAACCGAUCGUCCAUUCCCCGCCUGUCUACCAAUCGGCCGUAAAGCCGUACUGCCCCUAA